AGUUAGAUAUGAUCUACCAGUUUUGAUAUUUUCAGUAAACCAGUUGCAGUGAAAAUUUUCACAUUUCGAAUAAAUAUUUAAUUGUAAAAGUUUUGUAGCUCCACAUGUGGGCCAAAUACUUUUAGAAGAUAUUAGUUCUUUGAAGAAUUUAGUGUAAUUUUAAAGAACAAGGAAGGUUCGGCAUAAAAGAAUUUUGGUCAUCUUAAGAAAUGAGUGAUUCAAGUCAUAAACAACGCUAUGAGAAAAGGGGAUUCAAGCCAAUGGAAAAGGAGCAGUUAGAUGUGGUGCAUUUUCCAAACAAUCCUAUCAUUACAAACUGGGAACGGCUGGAAAAAGAGCGACUGAAGAAAUUAGAUUUAGGAUUUAACCGGUUGCAAGGUUCUGUUUAUCAGAUAGAAUUAGCAAAAGAACUUAAGAAACAGCGGGAAUUGGGUCCAAGUGCAAAAAUGAAAAGAUCACCAACUCCUGAUGAAGAGGAGGAAGUGGAAGAAGAACAUGUGUCAUCUGGAGGUCAAAUAUCCUUUAAUCAACUAGCUCCCUUUAAAACUUACAAAACAAAACAUUCCUGUGGUUAUUUCUUUGAUUAUGAAAAUCAACACAAACGAAUUCGGAGAGGAAUUCCUCCUUGCAAUUUACCAUAUUGGCAAUCUAGGCCAAAAUAUUAAAACAGAAUCAUAUCCAAACACACUCAGAUAUAUAUAUAUAUAUAUAUGAUGUGUAACUCUGGGUACUUGAACCAGAGAAUGCAGCUUUAAAGAUCAAAAUCAUAUAUCUAACAUAAGGUAUGCAUAGCAUAACCAUCUGUUUGUGUACCAGCGCUGCGCUGUACCUGCCUGUGAGAUGUUUGCGUUGCUGUGCUGGUCGUGUGUGGUAAUCUUUGCC
Molecule: messenger RNA, 882 nt
Organism: Octopus sinensis (East Asian common octopus)
Lineage: Eukaryota; Metazoa; Mollusca; Cephalopoda; Octopoda; Octopodidae
Exons: 2
Coding region: 210-665 (151 amino acids)
Source: RefSeq, a predicted model, not a curated record